Molecule: messenger RNA, 1380 nt
Organism: Beauveria bassiana ARSEF 2860
Lineage: Eukaryota; Fungi; Ascomycota; Sordariomycetes; Hypocreales; Cordycipitaceae
Product: DNA repair protein Rad4, transglutaminase-like protein
Exons: 1
Coding region: 1-1380 (459 amino acids)
Biological process (GO): protein deglycosylation; glycoprotein catabolic process; protein quality control for misfolded or incompletely synthesized proteins
Cellular component (GO): cytosol; nucleus
Molecular function (GO): peptide-N4-(N-acetyl-beta-glucosaminyl)asparagine amidase activity
Source: RefSeq, a predicted model, not a curated record
AUGGCGGGCAGAGGCGACUCCUUUAGCCCGGCACCGGCUGACGGCUCAUACGGUGAAGAAUGGGCUCACGAUUUACGCAUUCGAUUCGAAAGUCUCCUCCGCGACAAGCGCAUGAAUGAUUUGCGCUCCAAUUCUCGACAGCCGACCCCCAGCGCCUUCGAGCGAGCCUCCAGCGUCGGCCUCCAAGGGCCUUCCACACCCAUCAACGACCGUCCAAUGACUUCUCACGCACCCGUUACGCCGCCCUCGUACUCCUCCAUCAGGCAUUUGCCCAUCAUCCCCUCAGCACCGACCGCUGGUGACCGCGAGAGCCAAAAAUUCCGCAACCUCCUCAUCAGUCUAUCGUUGACCCCUACAAAAUACGAAAACCCCGGUCUCCUCGACGAGGCACUUCAAAUUAUACCCCUCGAUCGCAUCUACGGUGAGGCUGAAGAAGAAACCCAGGUUCUCCAAGCUGAGGCCGAAAGUAUGGGCGAUGGCCGCAAACCCGAAUGGGGCUACCAGGACUGCGUCAUCCGCGCUCUUCUCCGAUGGUACAAGCGCUCCUUCUUCACCUGGGUCAACAACCCUCCCUGCCCUGUCUGUCUUUCUCCCACCAUUGCUCAGGGCAUGACUGCGCCCACGCCCGAGGAGAGUGCUUGCGGCGCUCUUCGAGUCGAACUCUACCGAUGCUCUGCCCAGAAUUGCGGCGCCUACGAACGAUUCCCACGAUACGGUGAUGUCUGGCGACUGCUCCAGACACGACGCGGGCGUGUCGGCGAAUGGGCGAACUGCUUCAGCAUGCUGUGCCGCGCCGUCGGUGGCCGCGUUCGCUGGGUCUGGAAUGCCGAAGACCAUGUCUGGACCGAAGUGUAUUCAGAGCAUCAGCGCAGAUGGGUGCACGUCGAUGCCUGCGAAGAGGCCUGGGAUAACCCGCGUCUCUAUGCUGAAGGCUGGGGUAAGAAGAUGUCAUACUGUGUCGCCUUCUCAAUUGACGGUGCCACGGAUGUCACGAGAAGAUAUGUUCGCAAGAACGAAAACGCCAGUGAGCGUAAUCGAUGUCCCGAAGAGGUCAUGCUCUACAUUAUGCAAGAAAUUAAGACAAUCCGCCGGCAGAACAUGAACAAGGAUCAGCGUUUCCGUCUUGAAAAGGAAGAUCAGAUGGAAAGCGAGGAGCUACGCGGAUUCGUCGUCGCCUCCAUUGCCCAAGCCGUCACUGACCUUGUCCCUGGCUCCAGCUCCUCUGCUGUCAGAGCCCAUGGUACCCACAGUCAAGACACAAAGCUGCCUGCAGAGCAGCCCAGUCACCAGUCUGGUCCAUCUGACUGGGUUAUGACUCAACCCGACGGUGGCCCGCGUUACCAACCACGCGAUCCUAGCCAUCGACGUCGUUUGCCAUGA